AUAGCUUGUACAAAAACUAACGAAUAACGAACCGCUCUAAAUUAUUGUAAAUUGUAAUUAUUAAUUAAUACUUGGCACUAGCACCGUGUCAAUACUUAAAUAUUUAAUAGUAUAAUAUAGUUCAGUGCUCAGCUUGAACAAUAUACUGGUAUUAUAGUGUCAAUCUAUGAUUUAACAAACUGUUAGUUUAUUUUUUCGUUUUUCUAUAGUUCUCGAGAGAUAAAGGAAAAUAAAGUAAAUAAUUUAUUGUUGUACACGGGUCACAGACAAUUGACGAUACUGAAGUUAGUUUUCCUUAUGAUCUUGUCUAAUCUCAGCUGGUUAUUGUGUCUUUUACAUAGUUCAUAAUAAUUUGUGUUAUUUUAUGGAGUGCAAAAUAAAAAUAUAUUGUUUGUUCAAAAAUUGACGUGAUUAAAUAAUCAGAUAUUACUAUGAAUUUAGCUAAUAAGUUUAUCCUCAACGAAAUUUUCUCAGUAUCUCGUUUAUUUCACUUAAGUAAAUUGUUUAGUACAUCAUUUUCAUCAAUCGAACAUAUUUCAAAUUCUAUCGAUAAGAGUGAAUAUGUUAGAUAUAAAUUUCCAAAUGAAAUAAAUACUAAAAAUGUAGUUGAUAUUAAGCGGCAACAAUUUGAUUCUUCGUUUACCAUUAUACCAGACAUUGUGUCCGUGGAUGAAGAAUCACAACUGAUUAAUGAAAUAGAAAAGUCAUUAAAACGUCUACGUUAUCAACAUGAUCAUUGGGACGAUGCUAUACAUGGAUAUAGGGAAACAGAAAUUAUGACAUGGAAAGAUCAAAACAAUACAAAUGUGAUGCAAAGGCUCAGAAAUAGAGUGUUUGCAGAUGAGUCAAUUACAGAACAAAUGAAAAGAGUUCAUAUACUUGAUUUAUGUGACAAUGGCUAUGUAAAACCACAUAUAGAUAGUAUAAGAUUUUGUGGAAAUAUAAUUGCUGGCUUGAGCUUGCUGUCCGACUCUGUCAUGCGUUUAGCUGAUGAAAAAUUUCCAGAUAUCUAUGCAGUUUAUGCUCUGUUACCUCGUCGUUCAUUAUAUAUUAUGAAAGAUUCAGUUCGAUACCAAUAUACACAUGAAAUAUUAAGUGAUGGUGCACCAUCUGUGUUCAGUGAUAAGCAGAUUGUACGGAAACGAAGGGUAUCAAUUGUAAUGAGAAAUGAGCCACCAGUUGAAGCAAUGAAAUAAUUCAAUAAUUAUAUUUAAUAAACAAAAUUUACUUGUAUUGCGAUUUUAUGUUUAUAAACAGAUGUUGUUAUGUAUAUAAAACAAUUUGUUCUCUGUUUAUAAAAAAAAACACUAAUAAAAUAAUUUAUAAUCGA
This is a messenger RNA of Aphis gossypii (cotton aphid), 1330 nucleotides long. Its product is annotated as alpha-ketoglutarate-dependent dioxygenase alkB homolog 7, mitochondrial. Bases 432 to 1196 code for a protein of 254 amino acids. Gene Ontology annotation, biological process: DNA damage response; fatty acid metabolic process. Gene Ontology annotation, cellular component: mitochondrial matrix. Lineage: Eukaryota; Metazoa; Arthropoda; Insecta; Hemiptera; Aphididae. The transcript is spliced from 4 exons. The record is from RefSeq and is a predicted model, not a curated record.